GUUAAUGGUGGUGGCAGCUGUGUUUCACUAGGGUUUUUCUUUCACUAAACUCUCGGCAACCACUCCAUUUUCUCUCUGUGUCUUUGCAAUGGCGAAAAACCGGAACAAGAAGAAACUAAACAGUUCUGCUAUGGAAAUCGCGACGGAUUCGCUUUCAGAUGCUCCUCAAGCGAUGGACACCUCAGAGCUUGGAGUACAAGACCCAGAUUCUGAUGAUCGCAAUUUGAAAGUAAAGAAGGGAAGACCAAUGAAGAGAACAAAAAAUGUACGCAAGAAGAAAUCCGUAGCGAAAGCCAUAGCUAAAAACGAGCAAUCAGUUGAGAAAGUCGUGAAGAACGAGAGCAAAAAAAUGAGAAUCCAAUCUGCCAAGUUGCUGUAUGAGUGAAUAACCAAGUGUCUGACUGACCAUAGCAUCGUUACUAUUAUAUAAAAGGCCUUACAAACAUCAAUUCUUUCUAGUUCCUCUGCACCAAUUUUGUUUCCUUUUUAUUUUUUGGCCGUUGUGCAAUAUAUUUUCUUAGUCUUGGAUAAGCUCCUUAUAUAGUUAAAUAUUUUUUACAGUCCAAACAAAUUUCUGUCAGAUUGGAUAUUGUUGUACACGGUAUCAUGUUUAUAUAUUGUUGUACACGGUAUCAUGUUUAUUUUAAUGUGGAAUGUGUUUAUGACUUGGAUAAACUGGAAUCACAUUCUACCAAAGGGCAAUUUGUUUCUCAGAUCAUAGGCGCAGACAAAAUCCUUAUUAUGGGGGGUUUAUGUAUGAUUUCUAUAUGCUGCUUAGUUUCCUUUUUAGUGUAGUCAACUCUUUUGUAUAUUUACUGAGUUUUUGUACAUGAUCAAAGCAAUAUAAUUAACUACUUUUCCCCUUGAUUACUAGCCUGAAAAACUUAAGGGUUUGG
Molecule: messenger RNA, 896 nt
Organism: Morus notabilis
Lineage: Eukaryota; Viridiplantae; Streptophyta; Magnoliopsida; Rosales; Moraceae
Exons: 3
Coding region: 89-385 (98 amino acids)
Source: RefSeq, a predicted model, not a curated record